AUGCAUGAAGAGCCGAAGGUGGAGCAGAGCGGCGUAGCACUCGAAGGUUUCGAAGAGUGAGGAUAUGGAAGGCGAUGACUUGGAUGAUGAAGCACUUCCCAGCAUGACGACCAUUUCUCGGCACAACUUCGGCGAUGACUCUGAAAAGCCGGACUUGUGCAUCUCCGUCAUAGAGAAUAUGAAGGAAGACUAUGGCCUUUUCGUCUGGCCUUGCAGUAUAGUUUUAGCUGAGUAUGUUUGGCAACAAAGGCAACGGUUUUCUGGGACUAGUGUUGUCGAGCUUGGCGCUGGAACAUCCUUGCCUGGUUUGGUUGCUGCAAAAGUGGGAGCUGAUGUCACUCUUACAGAUGACUCUAGUAGAUUAGAGGUGCUUGACAACAUGCGUAAAGUUUGUGACUUGAAUAAACUUAAUUGCAAUGUGCUGGGAUUGACAUGGGGAGUGUGGGAUUCAUCCAUAUUCAAUUUACAGCCCGAAGUUAUUCUUGGGGCUGAUGUUUUGUAUGACUCAAAUGCCUUUGAUGACCUCUUUGCUACUGUGACAUUCCUGCUUCAAAAAUCUCCUGGUUCAGUCUUUAUGACAUCAUAUCAUAAUCGGAGUGGGCACCACCUUAUCGAGUUUUUAAUGGUAAAAUGGGGCUUGAAAUGUGUCAAGCUUCUUGAUGGGUUUUCUUUCCUGCCACCCUGCAAGGCAUCUGUGCUAAGUGGCAACAUUCAAUUGGCAGAAAUAACUCUUAUCUGAAAAGAGGGAGCCAAGAUGCUAUGUGAUCUGGAAUUCUCUGGCAUUGCCAUUGCCAUUGUCAUUAUUUUGAUUUCAGAGCUUCUAAAGUACAAUUUGGGCUUGUUUUGAUCUGCUCUUGAGAGUUAUUACGCAUUCAAUUGUUGCAAAAUUUGCAGAGAUGUCAACACAAUGGACAUUUGUAUCUCUGUUACUGUCAAAUGACUCUGAAUCUUUUAAUUCUUCUGAGUAGACAACUUUAAUUAAUUGUUUUUUGCAAUAAAAAUUGUUUCAUCUUGUAUGAUA
Neltuma alba is the source of this 1021-nucleotide messenger RNA. RefSeq names its product methyltransferase-like protein 23. The transcript has 9 exons. Bases 65 to 739 code for a protein of 224 amino acids. Gene Ontology annotation, cellular component: cytoplasm; nucleus. The record is from RefSeq and is a predicted model, not a curated record. NCBI's taxonomy places the organism in Eukaryota, Viridiplantae, Streptophyta, Magnoliopsida, Fabales, Fabaceae.